AUCAAGGCCUCUCCUCAGCGGAUCACAUCAUCACAUCCUAACACAGGAAUCAGGAAGGUUAAGAAUGGCCGGUUCCGUCUUCCAUGUGUUGCUGCUAGCAACAUUAUUAUUACCAGAGUUACUGUUGGCUGGCCCUGUGACCCAGCGUUUAAAAGGAGAUGAUGGAAAUGAUGAAAAGGCAGGCGCUGAAGCAGGUCCAAUGAAACUAAUCCGCAACAGGAGAAACAUCAGUUGGUACAAACAGCACUCUGACUUCUGGAACUGGUACAAAUACUUCACAGACAAUGGGAACCAAGAGGGAGUUGCUGAGCUGGAUCGCGUCUAUCUUGCAUACUUGCAGAACAAGAAUCGGGCUGAGGCACGUAGCUCCUACAAGCUGUACCUGCAGCACCUUAGCGACAUCUACAAAUCUUGUGCUGAGUCUGGUGACCCAAACUGUGUGGCCUCGUACACUAGCAGACCCAAACCCAAAGCUGAGGCACCAGCGCCUGCGCCAGUCAAGUCCUGCGACCCUUAUAGAGACCCAUACUGCUUGUACUCAAAGGGAUACUCAUAUUACCCAUACAUGACUCCGGCUCCAGUCGCUGUCAAAGCUCCUGCACCUGCCCCAGUCAAAGCCCCAGCCUACAUCCACACCCCUGUGGUGAAGGACCCACGUUCUGGUUACUACUACUACUCUCCAUUGGUGCAACCCUUCCUGUCAGCCGAGCAAAGGGCUGAGCUGUUGCGCAUCUGCGAUGCAGAAGAUGUCGAGUGUCUUCAGUAUCACCUCCGUGCUGCUUAUGGAUACAAGCCCGCUGCUGCCAUGGCUCCAUCCUACGCUCAUCUCGGCUGUGACCCUAAGACCGACCCUCACUGCGUCCCCCAUAUGGCCCAGAAGGCGCCAUCCGGUCUCUACAUGCGUUAUCCCCACUGUGACCCUCGGGUUGACCCAUACUGUGCUUAUGCUGCUGCUCUGGCAUCUUCGCAAAACCUUGAAGCCCCAUCUUCUGGACCUUGCAAUCCUCUGUACGAUGAUAACUGCAACCCUUUGACAGCUACGAGGUUUGGCAGCUUGGCUCCUGAAAAUCUGAAGGACGAGCCUGCUUCUGAAGCCGGUGCCAUGCGGGUACCCCCAAGCUCUCGUCGUGACCCCUACACCAUGUAUCGAGAUGCAUCUGCUGGGGCUGACCUGCGAAGACACCCACCUACACAACUCCAGCCUCCAAGGCACCAACCAGAGGAAGCUCAACACCCUUUGGGACCCCGUGGGAAGACCAAGGAGGGAUAUGACUGCUUCAUCGGGUACGAUGAAGAGUGCUACCCACUGGGUUCCCAAAACGAGCACCGCCCUCCUGUGCACCGACAGCCGUCCCUCCCAACCGAAGCCUAUGAGCCCCACCUGAAUGCUGAUGGAUCCAGAAAUGGAGUGAUCGAACCUGAUCCCGACUGCGACCCGGAGUAUGACAGAAACUGCCGUUUGCGCCGCUACGACCCUGAGGUGGCCCAACCCGCCAGUCCAUCACCUCAAGAGGAGCCAGCCCAGGAGGAAUCCCACCAUGAAGAGGUCCCUCAGCGUAGAGAAGAGUCCUACCCUGAGGCCCCAGGCUACGACCAGCAGCAGUAUGAGCCCUACAUGAGCGGACAAGGAGAUCCAUAUGCCAGAUAUGGCUCUCAGGAGCCAGGAGCGACUAGUUUUCAAGAUAUCCUGAGAGGAUACGGUAGUCGGUAUCCUGGCCAGGACGACCACCGUGCCUAUAACGGAGACUACAGAAAGAAAUAAAUACCUGUGACAAUGUAUACCAAGAAUAGUCAGGACACAACAUGUUUUUUUUACACACUUGUAGAAAGGUGCACACAGGAACUCACUUGGUUCACUCACAAUAUUUUCGAGAGCUGCUGAAAUUUCCUAGCUCUGGAGUUUGACAGCACUUGUAUAGGAAAGGUUUUUUUUUUUUAUUCUUAUGAUUUCUUGCUGAU
This is a messenger RNA of Labeo rohita (rohu), 1959 nucleotides long. It is a transcript of the gene and1, whose product is annotated as actinodin1. The transcript has 5 exons. The record is from RefSeq and is a predicted model, not a curated record. Lineage: Eukaryota; Metazoa; Chordata; Actinopteri; Cypriniformes; Cyprinidae. Bases 65 to 1762 code for a protein of 565 amino acids.